Molecule: messenger RNA, 1033 nt
Organism: Hylaeus anthracinus
Lineage: Eukaryota; Metazoa; Arthropoda; Insecta; Hymenoptera; Colletidae
Gene: Uch
Product: ubiquitin carboxyl-terminal hydrolase
Exons: 7
Coding region: 16-783 (255 amino acids)
Biological process (GO): protein deubiquitination; ubiquitin-dependent protein catabolic process
Cellular component (GO): cytoplasm
Molecular function (GO): cysteine-type deubiquitinase activity
Source: RefSeq, a predicted model, not a curated record
AUACGAAAGUACAUAAUGACUACCUGGAUACCUUUGGAAUCAAAUCCAGAUGUUAUGACAAAGGUAAAUGACCAUGACUUUCAAUUGUUGAUUCUACUCUUCGAUGUGUCCUUCAUAUGUAUCUUCUUGCAUAAACUAGGUGUACCAAAAGAAUGGAGCAUUAUUGAUGUCUAUGGGUUGGAACCAGACUUAUUAGCACUUGUACCCAAACCAGUUCUGGCAGUUAUAUUACUUUAUCCUUUAUCUAAAAAGGAUGAUAAACUAGAAGAUGUAGAAGAAGAUGUUAAAGAAAGUGAUAAAAUUCCUUCAGAACCAAAAGAUCCAGAUGUUUUUCACAUGAAACAAUGUAUUCAUAAUGCUUGUGGAACAAUUGCAUUAAUACAUAGUGUUGCAAAUAAUCUAGACAGCAUAAAUCUUCAGGAUGGUUUUCUAAAAACUUUCUUAGAGCAAUCAAAAAAUCUUUCUUUUGCGGAGUGUGGUGAAGUUUUAAUGUCUUCAUAUGAAAUUAGUGGUACGCAUAAAGAAUUGGCACAAGAAGGGCAGACAGAGGCACCAAGUGUGGAGACACCUGUGUACCAUCACUUUGUGGCAUUUAUACACAAAAAUGGAGUGUUAUAUGAAUUGGAUGGACGUAAACCUGCACCUAUUAAUCAUGGCUCAACUUGUCCCGAGAGAUUAUUAGAAGAUGCUGCACGUGUUUGUAAGGAAUAUAUGGCUCGUGAUCCGGAAGAAAUGUGCUUCACCGUCGUUGCUCUCAGUAAUAGUGAUGCAGAAGCACUAUAGCUCCAUAUCUAAUAUACUAUACAUUUUACGAUAAUUGUUCAAAUAAUUUAUUUUGCACUUUAUAUAUACAAUGUUUCUUUUUACCCCAUUUAAUAAUAUUUGCUUACUAUCGCAGUGCAACACGUGUAUUCAUGAAAAAUAAGUGUAUCCACAGAUGUUCAUCUCACUGUUUUAUAUAAAAUAAUCUUUAUCCUUAAAAUAAUAUAAACGUGGGAAGUAUCUCAAGCCAAAUAAAAAUUUAAUUCUAAUA